Molecule: messenger RNA, 1761 nt
Organism: Paraphaeosphaeria sporulosa
Lineage: Eukaryota; Fungi; Ascomycota; Dothideomycetes; Pleosporales; Didymosphaeriaceae
Product: thiamine diphosphate-binding protein
Exons: 4
Coding region: 1-1761 (586 amino acids)
Biological process (GO): L-valine biosynthetic process
Cellular component (GO): acetolactate synthase complex; mitochondrion
Molecular function (GO): acetolactate synthase activity; thiamine pyrophosphate binding; magnesium ion binding
Source: RefSeq, a predicted model, not a curated record
AUGUCGUUUGAAUUGAAGCAACAUCCAAAUCGCGAGCUCACUGGCGGCGACCUCCUCGCCCAGACUUUAAAGCGCAUCGGCACUGAAGUCGCAUUCGGUGUACAUGGCGGUCAUCUCGAUGCUUUCCUUGUCGGAUGCGAGCAUUCAGGUGUAAGGCUUGUUGAUACAAGGCACGAGACCGUAGCUGUACAAGCGGCGGAGGGAUAUGCCAAAGUUUCGGGGAAGUUGGGGGUGUGUUUUGUGACGGCAAACAGCGGAUUCGGUAACGGUCUUCCUGGACUGGCCACCGCGUUUGCGGACAGAAGCCCUAUCUUCUGUGUCACCUCGAGCCCGCCUCUUCGGGAUCUGGAGAACAACUCGCUCCAGGCCUUCCUCGAUCAGGUUGUGGUAGCUAAACCUAUCACUAAGUUUGCACAUCGAGUUACGCAUGGUGAAGAGAUUCCGAGGCUGGUCAAUCAUGCAGUGAGAAUUGCUCUCGGUGGCGCGCCCGGCCCGGUCCUCAUAGAUUUCCCCAUUGAUGUGCUCUUCACUCCGAUCCAAGCUAAACUCAUUUCCUGGGGCGCAAUCACCUCUCAGCCUGUGUUUAAGCCGGGUCCCAGCACCGCAGCCGUUCAAGAAGCUGUUAAAUUGCUCAAGACUUCUCAACGACCGGUGAUCAUCACUGGCACAGGCGUUGGAUCGUCUGAGGUCUCGGAGAAACUCCUGGUUCUUGCUUCGGAAGCGAACAUCCCUAUCUUCCAGUCUCCAAAAUUCUCCCCCCUUCCAGCAAGCCACCCCAAUGUGGCCGGUCUAGCUGUCCUCCUCCCUCUCGCGUCCCCAAAGCCAGACCUCGUCGUCCUCCUAGGCUGUCGGACUGGCAUGUUCCUCGGUUUGCGAAGCGGAGCAAUCAUCCCAGACUCGGCGAAGAUCAUCCACGUCGACAUCGAUGGCACCGAGCCUGGUCGAACGCUACCCACCGCACUCUCAAUUACAUCUUCCUCAUGUGAAUUUCUCUCCGCACUGCAGCCCGCCCUUCAUGCCGAGUCCUACCGUGCUCCUGACGCUUGGCUUCGAACUGCUACGAGUCUCCAAAAGAUACCGUCCCCGCACGAAGACGAGCCAGACUACCCAACUCCUUCUCGUAUGCACCCACACAAGGCCCUCUCAACCCUCUUCCGCUCCUUACCCCCGGACUCUAUCAUCAUCAGCGACGGCGGCGAAGCCGGCGCCUGGUCUUUUGGCCUCCAGCACCUUGCAAAACCCUCACUGCACAUGAUUCCGACCGGCUAUCUCGGCUUCCUAGGUAACGGAUUCGGAUACUCCCUCGGUGCGGCCAUCGCGAAGCCUGGUUGCUUGGUCAUCAAUGUGCAAGGCGAUGGAAGCGCGGGGUUCCACUUCAUGGAAUUGGAUACGUACGCCCGAUCCGGUGUCCGUGUAUGCACAGUUGUGGUGAAUAAUUCUGUGUGGGGCAUGAGUGCGCAUGGGCAGGAACUUGUGUAUGGUGAGAAAGACGCGGCGAGGCCGGCAAGUGCGCUGAAAGAUGUGAAGUGGGCUAUGGUCGCAGAGGGACUUGGAGUCCGGAGUAUCAGAGUUGAGAAGCUGGACGAUGUGGAGGCGAUGACAAGGGAGGUACUCGGUGGCGAGGGACCGAGCUGUGUAGACUUGCGGGUGAGCUCGAGGCCAAUUCAUCCUGGGACGACGGCGAUGGUGGGAAUGACUGAUGAUCCCAAUAUGGUAGUUGUUCCUUAUUACGAUAAUGUGCCUAGGGCGACGUAUAAGUAG